UGACGUCUCUUCCGCCGAAAGACGAGACAACUUCCGUCUUAGGUAACCAAAACAAACAUGGCGACGUACAGGCAGAUGGGCAGGUUGUUGGGAGUCACAGCAAGGCUUUCACGCCCCAGUCUCGCAGUCAGUGGCUAUCAGACUGCCGCAUUACACUGGCCUUCACGUAAUACAGCGGUCCCAAACAGAUGGCCACAAAAUCCCCAUUGGGUUGUUCCUGGAAGGACCAUGUUUGUGCAGACCCAAGACACACCCAAUCCAAACAGCCUAAAGUUUCUGCCUGGUCGCACGGUUCUUGAAACAGGGACUAUGAAUUUUGCCGGCCCUCGUGAUGCGCACUGCUCACCCUUAGCCAGACAGCUAUUUAGGAUUGAGGGAGUCAAGAGUGUCUUCCUGGGACCGGACUUUAUUACCAUAUCAAGGUCUGAUGAAAACAUGGAAUGGAGAGUAAUAAAGCCUGAUGUAUUUGCUGCCAUUAUGGACUUUUUUACCUCUGGACUUCCUGUGGUAAAUGAGGACAGCACACCCAGUGCAGAUACAGCACCAUCAGAUGAUGACGAUGAAGUAGUUGCCAUGAUCAAAGAACUGCUGGAUACUCGAAUAAGGCCAACAGUGCAGGAAGAUGGAGGUGACAUUGUGUAUCGGGGAUUCGAGGACGGUGUUGUAAAACUGAAGCUGCAGGGCUCCUGCACCAGUUGUCCCAGUUCCAUUGUUACCUUGAAGAGUGGAAUCCAGAACAUGUUACAGUUUUACGUCCCCGAAGUUGAAUCGGUGGAGCAGGUGAAGGACGAAGACGAGGAGGAGGCUGCUCAAGUUUGAACACCACUGGAACGUAAAGUGCACAUUCCUCCCUUCCCUGGCCUCCUCUACUGCACGCCAUAAUUGCAAUAAAAUUAGAUGGUGCGUAGCAAAUCUGUCAUUAUCAUUCAUCGAGAUUAUAAGCUUCGAUUUGUUGGCAACUUUCUAAAGGGGGGACUGAAGAGCACAGAAAUAAGAACUGGUGACUGUCGAGCUGCAAUACAUGUAUUAUUUAUCAUUAAUAGGCCUUUUGAAUCAGUUACUAGUUAGCUGUAAAAGGCUUAAAAUGCAUAUUCUGUAUGUUUAUAUUAAAGAUUGUUGUAAUAUUUAA
Molecule: messenger RNA, 1129 nt
Organism: Gasterosteus aculeatus aculeatus (three-spined stickleback)
Lineage: Eukaryota; Metazoa; Chordata; Actinopteri; Perciformes; Gasterosteidae
Gene: nfu1
Product: NFU1 iron-sulfur cluster scaffold homolog (S. cerevisiae)
Biological process (GO): iron-sulfur cluster assembly
Cellular component (GO): mitochondrion
Molecular function (GO): iron ion binding; iron-sulfur cluster binding
Source: RefSeq, a predicted model, not a curated record